This is a messenger RNA of Echinops telfairi (small Madagascar hedgehog), 1188 nucleotides long. RefSeq names its product keratin, type I cuticular Ha4-like. The transcript has 8 exons. NCBI's taxonomy places the organism in Eukaryota, Metazoa, Chordata, Mammalia, Afrosoricida, Tenrecidae. The record is from RefSeq and is a predicted model, not a curated record. Gene Ontology annotation, molecular function: structural molecule activity. Bases 7 to 1188 code for a protein of 393 amino acids.
AGCACCAUGCCAUACACCUGCUCUCUGCCCAACCUGAGCUGUCGCACCAGCUGCUGCUCCCGGCCCUGCAUACCUCCCAGCUGUCACAGCUGCACCCUGCCCGGGGCCUGCAACAUCCCCGCCAACGUGGGCAACUGCGGCUGGUUCUGCGAGGGCUCCUUCAAUGGCAGUGGAGACCAACCGCAGGGGUUCCUGAACGACCGGCUGGCCAGCUACCUGGAGAAGGUGCGGCAGCUGGAGCGGGAGAACGCGGAGCUGGAGGGCCGCAUCCGUGAGUGGUGCCAGCAGCAGGUGCCCUACGUGUGCCCGGACUACCAGUCCUACUUCCGGACCAUCGAGGAGCUCCAGCAGAAGAUUCUGUGUGCCAAGUCUGAGAAUACCAGGCUGGUGGUGCAGAUUGACAAUGCCAAGCUGGCCUCUGAUGACUUCAGAACCAAGUACGAGAUGGAGCUGUCCCUGCGGCAGCUGGUGGAGGCCGACAUCAACAGCCUGCGCAGGAUCCUGGAUGAGCUGACCCUGUGCAAGGCCGACCUGGAGGCGCAGGUGGAGUCCCUGAAGGAGGAGCUGCUGUGUCUCAAGAAGAACCACGAGGAGGAAGUCAACACCCUGCGCAGCCAGAUCGGCGAGCGUCUCAACGUGGAGGUGGACGCUGCCCCCACCGUGGACCUGAACCGGGUGCUCAACGAGACCAGGUGUCAGUAUGAGGCCCUGGUGGAGACCAACCGCAGGGACGUGGAGGAAUGGUUCACCACGCAGACGGAGGAGCUCAACAAGCAGGUGGUGUCCAGCUCGGAGCAGCUGCAGUCCUGCCAGGCCGAGAUCAUCGAGCUGAGACGCACCGUCAACGCCCUGGAGAUCGAGCUGCAGGCCCAGCACAACCUGAGAAACUCUCUGGAGAACACACUGACGGAGACAGAGGCCCGCUACAGCGCCCAGCUGUCCCAGGUGCAGUGCCUGAUCACGAAUGUUGAAGACCAGCUGGCCGAGAUCCGGGCCGACCUGGAGCGUCAGAACCAGGAGUACCAGGUGCUGCUGGACGUGCGGGCCCGGCUGGAGUGCGAGAUCAACACGUACCGUGGCCUGCUGGAGAGCGAGGACUGCAAGCUCCCCUGCAACCCAUGUGCAACCACCAAUGCUUGUGGUAACUCUUGUGGACCGUGUGGCACCUCUCAAUCACGUUGCAGUUAA